AUGUGGCUAGAAUACUCACCAUCACCCAAGUCCACCGCAGGACGCACAGCAACGAGCAAAACCACGCCAGAUGGCGGUGUAUCCGCAGCCGCAAGCACAACCGCGUCAACCGACCGCAGGAAAAGCCUCCUCCCCCAGCGCAGUAUCCCCGUUCGUGAUCGAGAUGGUGCGGCACCGGUGCGGCAGCAGCAGGAGACGGGGUUACAGCGAGGGAGUCGGGUGUUGACUAAGAUGCCGGCAGCGCAGCAGCAGAAGGAGGAGGGUCCUUCGGAGUGCAGCACGCCAGCGCCAGCGCCAGCGCCAGCCACGGCCACAGCGGUUACUCGACGACAGAGUUUGAUACGGCCUAGCCCGUUGAAGACGGGGACAGCUACAGGCGCAGGGACGGGGACGGGAGCGAAUCCGGGCGGGACGGUUCCUACAACGCCGAAGAGCGCGACGUUCGGUGGGCGGGGAUUGAUGACUUCACCGAGGAAACGAGAUGGAGCCUCGUCAAUGUCCCCGAAGAAAACGGAUAUGCCGCCUCCGCCGCGGCUGAACCGGUCUGCUUCGAUGAGACAGCCUUUAAAAGCAGGAGCAGGAGCAGGUUCGGGGACUCCAGUUUCUGGGGUUAGGCAUGUGCGGCACCGGAGCCAGAUUGUUGCGCCGUCGCCGAGUCAGAGUCAGGUUUCGAAGAGGAGCGAGUCGCAGUCUUCUGGGUCAACGUCUACGACGACGGCGGCGGCGGCCGGGUUGGCGGCCGGGACGAGAUCGAGUGUGCAGUUUACGACGUAUCAGCAGCAGUUCUCGCCAAGGAAGGUGGUGAGACCGGCUGCUUUGUCGGCUGCCAGGGCGUCCGCGGAUGAGGAGAGCUCACUGAUUCCGACGACGUGGCCGGAGAUUGCGUCGCUUCAAACGGAAUUACUACAGCUGAGCUUGCUACAUUCGUCGUCGCUACAGCGGAUGGCGGCACUGGAGGCCGAGUCGGAGGAACAGCUACAGACCAAGUAUGACGCGGUCGCGAAGACCUAUCGCGCGAUGGUUGGGGAAGAAAAGAAGUGCCAGCGGUUGCUUAAUGGACAGGCCUUGAAUCGCUGGCUAGAGAAUGCCAGUGAACAUGGUGGUCGCCAAAGCUUCGCUGCGCAGAUCCAGGUCUUUUCGCAGCUCGUGCAGGAGGUGUGUGAUUUGACCGACAGUCUCGGAGGGAGAUAUACGAUGCUUGUCCAGGAAUUCGAGGAAUGGUUCCGGAAAGCGCAAGCGAUUGAGAGCAUGCGUCUCCAUCGACAACAGGGAGAUGCGAGCCAUGUGGUUUUUAUUGAUCCGCUCGAUCGAGUGUGGAAGGACGAGGUGCACGCCAUGACUAUGAAGCUUGAACAGUGCUCGAGGCAGUUGCAGAGCCUGGAUAUUGCGGGCUACGAGGAAUCAGAGCAAGCGCUAGCUGAUUCUGCACUCCUGCGCACGACCAAGGGACUAGACAUGAUGGUCGCUUCGAUGGUGGACGAGCUGAAAGCGAUACGUAGGAUUGAAGCGCAGAUUAUUGAACAUCUGGCCCCCGCUUCUGCAUCGACGCCAACCAUGAAGAACUCAAUGUAUAAUCGCAUCUGGCGUCGGGAGUCGGGAGACACUUCACCCUCGGCGAGUAUUCGUGGUAUAUAUGGUUCCAAGGAAUGGGUUGACGAUUUGGAUAUUGUGAAUGAGCUGGGGGGCCACACUGGUUGCGUCAAUGCGUUAUGUUGGUCGCGGUCUGGUCAGCUGUUGGCCUCGGGUUCUGACGAUCUACACCUCAACAUCUAUUCCUACCAGCCGGAAUCCUCGUCCGCGCCCUUUGCGCUCAACACUACCGUUUACACCGGCCACAAGGCGAAUAUUUUCUCGGCCAAGUUCAUGCCCCAUUCGAAUGAUCGCACGCUGGUGACGUGCGCUGGUGAUUCUCAAGUGCGCGUCUUUGACAUCGAGCAUUCCGCAAGUAACAGCAAUGUCGCGGCAACGUCUGCGUUUUCUGCGUCGGCCCGGAGCCGUCGCUUCAACAAUUUCUUUAGCAAUGCGCGCUACCUGAAUGAAACAAACACCAACGCCAGAGUCUACCGGAGUCACGCGGAUCGCGUCAAGAGGAUUGUCACCGAGUCAUCUCCGUACCUCUUUCUCACGUGUUCGGAGGAUGGCGAGGUUCGUCAGUGGGAUUUGCGCCAGCCGUCUGCCGCUUAUCCGCAGCCGCGCGGGGGACAGGGCUUCAUGGCGUAUCGGCCGGGGCUGGAGCAUGACGAUUCGAAUGUGCCUCCUCCGCUGAUUUCGUAUAAACGGUACCAUCUGGAUCUCAACACCAUCUCGUGCUCCCCGAGUCAACCGCACUACAUCGCACUGGGCGGCGCCCAUUUGCAUUGCUUCUUGCACGACAGGCGAAUGCUCGGACGUGAUCUUCUUGCGGAAAAGGGCCAUCCCGGGGGUCUUUCCGACAGCGGUAGCCAUCACGAUGAGGAACUGAUGGGACAGGCGACGAGAUGUGUUCGGAGGUUUGCCCCCGGCGGCAAGAGACGAAUGAGCCCACGGGAUAAUGGACAUAUCACCGCCUGUAAGAUCAGCGACGCCAAUCCGAACGAGAUGGUUGUCAGCUGGUCCGGAGACCAUAUAUACAGUUUUGAUCUAGUUCGGAGUCCAGAUGCAAACGAUUCGGCAUCGACGGGUCAGAAGUCCAUGCAUGGAAGUCCUAAUUCACGUAGGCGUCGAAGUUCAAAGAACAGAAAACGUAAACGGCAAAAGGGUGCUUCACUGUCGUCUCAGUCCAGUGGCACCCGCCAUCAAUCCCGUCGGCGAUCAGCGGGGCACGAUGACAGCGGUGAGCUAGCCUUCAGAGUCCGCUAUGGCAAUGGGGAGAUGGAGGAUAUCCCAUUCCCCUCGCUAUCCGACACGGUGUCCGACGCUCCGCAAAAUGUGUUGGAGCAGGCGCAGUAUUCUGUUCUGAACGAGGCACAGCAGCUUAGCAUGCGUAUCGCCAAAGGACUUGUCAAGCUCCGCAAGGCCCUCUUCUCCUUGGAAGCAUCGGUGCGCGAAGCCACCGAGGCCUCAAGCCCAUCGGACCGGACGCCGUAUACUGCCUCAUUUUCUACUGUGUUGACACAUGCGUCGGAGCAUCUGCCCCGAAUGGGAGAAGUCAUGCGGACAUGGAGAUAUCCACUCGACCCGAGUCCAGACGUCGUGGGCUUUCAGCAAUCUCUUCGCCGUAAUCGGGAAUCUGCCUGGAGAUUCGUCCAAGCUGCGGGAACACUUGCACGGUUUCUGGGAGGUGAGAUCCAAAGUUCUUCCGAGGAUGAAGAUUCGGCGAUGAACCUAUUCCAGCAGAUAGUACCUGCACCAGGUGAAAAUAACGUGAUUGACACGAAAGAGCAAUUUGGCUAUGACUUUGUCAAAGCUAUCUUGCUGUUCUUCGAAGGAGGACGGGGCGCUGUAUUGUCUGGGUUCAAGAGCAAUCCUUUUCACAGGCGCAACCAGGCGCGGUAUCCGAUUCCUGAAACAGCUGACGAGAGGGCUAUCGAGUCGGUCCUGGUUCCUUACCUUCAAAGCUUGGCGGGAGACUAUCCGGUGGUGAACGUCGAUGCCUCGAGAUUUGAACAUGACAGCACUCGCACACUGUUUCCGACACAGCACGCUGCAGUUGCCGCCUUUGCAAAUGCUGUGCAAUUGCCCUUGGAGGACCUGGGACAUUUUGCAGCCAGAGUUAAUGGUGAUGGUGGGACUGCACAUCACGUUCGAUCUCUUGACCGGGCUUCAGCAACAAGGUUCUGGGUUCUCAAGGUAGGUCGAGGCAUCUUGAUGGAGACAGGUACCGGUGUCAACUACGCCUUUGUGAACAGGGCCUUUGGUGGGUUGCGCACAGAAAUCGAAGAUCACUCGGACAGUGAGCUUGCGCAAGAGAGAUUGCAAGAGGAUGUCGACGGCAGUGUCGAGGAGGAGCCGAUUCAAGACGUGCACCUCGUGACUUCUGGUGGCUCUAUGAACGGCGACUCGACUCAGAGGCGCCUACGCACCUCCGACCCGAGUGGAUUGCGGACGAAUUCCACUAACGGCGGGACGGAAUUUAGAGAUGGGAGCUCCAUUGAGCACGGCAGUGCGGCGGUCGUGAGCGAGGAUGGUUUUGAUGGGUCGACAGAAGAGGAAGAAGAUGAUGAAGAAGAGGACGAUGACGAUGACGAGGAUGAAAUAGACUUCGACAUGGGACUUGGCGAUUCUUCCGACGAGGACGAGGAUGAGGAUGAAGCCGAGGAGCGUCUCAUCAACAGAUAUGGUUUUCGACGAACGCGAAGAGAGGAUGUCGAACUUGACGUGCCUUGUUCCUCCCAUACCAAAGUCUAUCGGGGGCAUUGUAACAUCAAAACAGUCAAAGACGUCAAUUACUUUGGGCUGAACGACGAGUACGUCGUGAGCGGCAGUGACUCAGGUCACAUAUUUAUCUGGGAUCGAAAAACAACGGACCUGGUCAACAUACUCGAGGCAGAUAGCGAAGUUGUCAAUGUUGUGCAAGGACACCCGUACGAACCGACUCUCGCCGCUUCUGGAAUCGACAACACUAUCAAGAUCUUCUCACCAGAUCGCCAUGCACAGGAAGAUGCUCGCCGCGGUAUUAACAUCCUAGACCCUGAUAACCCCGCUAACACGCUCGGUGCAAGCGUUGCCGGUAUUGGCGGCCUCAAAAGUUGCAAACGCAUCCACGAUAGCUACCGGAUCAUGAGCCAGAACGACGUCGAUCGUCAAGGAGGCAUGAGCGAGGCGUACAUCACCAGGAGUAUGCUGGCUCGGCUAGCUGCUACUUUACGGCAAAGACAGACUGUUGGAGGUGCAUUGGUAGACGGAGCGGGCGAGGGCGCUACCAUCGUUCUGGACGAGAAUUGCACUGUGAU
Molecule: messenger RNA, 4871 nt
Organism: Aspergillus thermomutatus
Lineage: Eukaryota; Fungi; Ascomycota; Eurotiomycetes; Eurotiales; Aspergillaceae
Exons: 6
Biological process (GO): negative regulation of fatty acid biosynthetic process
Cellular component (GO): Cul4-RING E3 ubiquitin ligase complex; cytoplasm
Molecular function (GO): protein binding
Source: RefSeq, a predicted model, not a curated record